Aspergillus melleus is the source of this 1986-nucleotide messenger RNA. RefSeq names its product Up in starvation (gene USV1). The record is from RefSeq and is a predicted model, not a curated record. The transcript has 2 exons. Gene Ontology annotation, molecular function: DNA-binding transcription factor activity, RNA polymerase II-specific; RNA polymerase II cis-regulatory region sequence-specific DNA binding. Bases 1 to 1986 code for a protein of 661 amino acids. Lineage: Eukaryota; Fungi; Ascomycota; Eurotiomycetes; Eurotiales; Aspergillaceae. Gene Ontology annotation, biological process: regulation of transcription by RNA polymerase II.
AUGUCUACGUUCUUACCGGUCAACACCAUCUCGUCACCCCCAGACCGGAUGAUGGAGGAUGCGACCACGCCAACCACCCCUCGACCGUCGGAUGCGCAAAACCCCGUUCGGCCGACCGACGCCGCGAAGGACGAGAACACCCCUCGCAAUGUAAAUAGCACCGAUCCCACCUCUCGACUAUCAGAACCUCACAGCGUCCCGUCAACAUCUGAGGACCCGUCGCACGCAGACUCGGACGGCGACCGGGAAGGUUCGGACGCUGAAUCGGACCACAAGGGAAAUGCUCCCCCAUCCAAGAAGAAGAAGGGCCAACGCUUCUACUGCACGGAUUACCCGCCCUGCAGCCUCAGCUUCACCCGGAGUGAACACUUGGCCCGACACAUUCGAAAGCACACCGGAGAGCGCCCGUUCCAGUGUCACUGCUCGAGGCGGUUUUCUCGACUCGACAACCUGCGGCAACAUGCUCAGACUGUACACGUCAACGAGGAGAUCCCGGGCGAUUCGUUGGCCGCCACCGGCACCCGCUUUCAACGCCAGAUUCGAACCGAUCGUGUGCGCCCGCCGGGUCGGGCGCGGGCUGGUACAGGAGGUAGUCAGGGAACGCAUAGUCGGGGCCACAGCAGGAACCUCUCCGCCUCCAGCAUCACGUCCACCGCGUCGACUUACAGCCAGCCCCAGGAAUUCCGCCGUCGACCUCCACCCCUGAUCAUGGCCAAUGACGGACGAGCACGACUGGCGAUGGAUACGAUGGCCGAUCCGCCCAGUACCCCUCCCGGUCAGGUCCGCGGAAUUCCCGGUCCCGCUGCGACCGGCUCCCCCUACGCAUCAUCCCACAUCUUCUCCGCCGGAGGUAGCGGUAGUCCCCACGUAGCGUCGCCCAUGUCCACGGCAUCGCACGCCUCAGGAUUCUGGGAAGGCAAAACGGCCGCCCGCCGUUUAUCAGUUCCGACGGGAGGCAACCCGUUCGCAUCGCAGCCGGUCAACGCUUACCCCCCGCAUGGCUAUCCCGCGGCCGCCGGCACGGCGGCAUAUCCUCCCCCUUCAGGCGGCGUCUAUGCUAGUCCGGUCAGCUCCAACUAUCCAAUGUCUCGUGAUGAAGCGGCGCACGGUGUGGCCGAUGCCGAUCUGCGCCGACGAACUUGGCAUCCGUCCACAUAUUCGGCCCUCCAUCGGCCGGCCACGAGUGGACUGAGCAGCUACCAGACGCCAGACUCCUACCAUCCUUCGUUCGGAUCCCAAGCCGGGGGUGAUCAGCCACCGCGGUUGCCGGGCAUCGAAAGCUUCGAUAAGGUCGUCUCGCAGCGCCCGCUUACUCCUCCCGUCCGGCGACCCAGUCCCAUGCAAGUCGAUCAGACGGGAAAGCCGUCCCCGAACUAUACCUUCGGUGGAGGGUUCAACUACUCGCAACCGUCGGUUCGGCCGCCGCCGCCCGUCUCUGGGCCGGGCCAUCGCCGCGGACACGUUUCGUGGGAUAUGUCUUUGCACACGAACCUCACAGGCUUGCAUAUUCGAGACAAGCCCCCACAGCCGCAGAAGGACGCGUCGCACUGGAGCCAGCAAACCAUUGCGGAACUGCACAACGUUGGCUCUCGGCCUUCUUCGUCGUACCAGCCGAACAUGCAGGAGUAUCGUCCCCACGGUGGUCACCACCCCAGUUAUAGCAAUGCCACCACGUCCUCGCAGGCCACGCGAACGUCGCCCGAGGAUUCGAGCAGCAGCGAAGGGGUCCAUACGCCUUCGACCGCGUCCCUUGAAUACCAUCCGGCCAUCGUGCACAACAGCGGAUACAUCGAGGCCCACCAUCCGCCGUUCUCAUCCGACACGUCUCAAGCAGCACCCCAGUCCGAUGGUUAUCAAGGCAAACCCGACCCCCGAUCCGAUCUGUUCCAUCACUCCUCUGGCAGAGAGUCCGGGAUGGGACGACUUGAAGCUCUAGUGGCCGUUGCCACGAGCGAAAACAAAGGAACCGCGAAGCUUUUUGCAUGA